GCCCUGUCUGGGAGAGACACCCAAGCAUUCUUCCACAGGUGAGUCUCAACUUGCACCUGAUGACUCGCGAGAUAGCCUUGACCCUGCAGUCAGUAAUAUAUUCCAAAGUGUUAAAGACAAGCUAAAAGCUCUCUUCAUGUCUUCAGAAGCACCAGCUUCAUCUGAAACAACUUUGCACAUACUCUCUGAGGAUGUAGGUGCAGUAGUCCAGGGCCUGCCUUCGUUAACUCCUUCUGCAGACGUAAUGGUGGAGUCUGACGUGGAGAAAGAAUCAGACUCAAUUCCAGCAUCUGAACUGGUUGCCGUGGCCAUAUUGGAGAGUUUAAUGGAUUCCACCAGCAAAGAAAUCAGUAAAGAUGAGGACAAAAGCCAGAAAGCAACCAUUGGCCAUUUUAACAACUUCCUUCAUGUUUUGGCAGACAAAAUGAAGCAUCCCUCCAAGGGAGUUCAGAAGACUGUCGACCAAGAAAAGAACAUAGGAUUUGAAAAUCUGCCACCUACCACAUCAGAGGACACUAUACAAGAAUGCAAACCUACAUCAGCUGAAACAUCUCAAAUGUCCUCAGAGCACAACGUCUUUGUAGCUGCACAGGUCCAGGGAUUGUCCUUGUGGACUCCGUCUGCAGUAGAGUUGGUGGAGUUGGACAAGGAGAAAGAGUCACACGUAGUUCCUGCAGCUGAACUGGUUGCCCUCACCAUUGUGGAGAGUUUUGUGGACUCCACAACCCAGAACAUACAUAAAAAUAAAAGCCAGGGAGCAGCCAGUGUUGGUUUCAACACCUUCCUUCAUGUGUUGGCAGACAAAAUGAAGCUUCACUCCAAGGGACUUCAGACGAGUGUCGACCAGCAAAAGAAUGUGGCACAUCAAAAUUUGCUAUGUGCUCCUGUUGAAGCCACUGUUCAAGUGUCAUCCAAUGACGGGGAUGACAUCACAGAGUCCUCCCUCGGUCUAGCAAGACAACCUUCCCCAAAACUCUCUCAGGAUGUCUUGAUCAAAGCCACACUUGCUGUGAGUGAUGUCCUCAUUCCAUCAUAUAGCCGUAGCCAACAAGAUCUGUUACUCAACCAGCAAGGUCAGGAGGUUGUCCCCAUGGUGACCAGCAGGUCUACGUCACACCAUACAGUGGUUUCUGGGAUGGUAGAAACAGUUGCCAAAGACAUAGAAAACCUUUUUGACAGUUCUGAAUGGUCUGACUUUGACAUCUUUGGGGCCUGUCUGGAAGAGACAUCCAAGAGUUCUUCCACAGCCGAUUCUGAACUGGGACCCGAUGACUUCCAGAAUUGCUUGGAACCUGUAAUCAGUCAUAUUUUCCAAAGCGUCACAGAUUAUUUUUCAUCGGCGUCCAGUAUUGAGUCUAAUAAGGCCCAACUCUACAACAGCAGCUUAAAAGAAGACAUUUUUACACAUGUCCACUCAAAUGCAUCUGAUGAUUUAAUGGAAGAAUUAAUCAAGUCUACUUCAGCUGAAACAUCAUGCCAUCUGCCAUCAGUUGGUGGCGUAUAUAUAGAUGAAACUCCAUCCUUUCUGGAGCAGGUGUCUGUAUCUAAUCUCUCUUUGUAUUCUGAGAUUUUACUAGAUCCUGCCCAUCACAGUGGCGUGGAAGACCAACAGAGUUUGGGAAAAUCAGACCUCCCAUCUGAAAGCGAAGUCUCAAAGGAUAAAAUACAAUCUGCAGCUUCAUCCUUCUAUCAAAAUGUUAGGCUCACGUUAAUCGACAAGUUAAUCUCCCGACGACUCAGACCAGCAGUGGAAGUUCAACAGGAGGCAAAAUCUCUACUUAAAAAUGAGAAUGUUGUCCGCCCACACACCAGACGCGGCUUAAGGAGAAAUCAACCUGACUCGAUGGAAACUGAGCAGGGUGGAAAUGGAAGCGUGGGUUGUCUGACGGUCACCAGCACUUCCUCAUUUGUUUCGACAUCGUCAACGACAGGAAACUAUUCCACUCCGACCACCCACGUCCAUUCGUCCUCUGAUAUCCUGACAACCAGCUACAACAGCAGCUAUGAAAGUGUUGGCACAGUGGAUGGGGGAAGCCACGGUACGAUUGGCAAUACCUCAACCACCCCCUCAUCUGUGAGAUCCUUGUACUACACUUUGUCCUCCAACUCCCUCUCUUCAGACAGGACUCUCAGGCUGAAGUCGGGCCGAGAUCCCAGCAGUGCAAGCUCGCGCGAGAGGGCAAACGAGGCCCGAAGCUCAACCAAAGAAAUCCAGAGCUCGUCCUCAUCCGCCAUGUCCUCAGCGACAUCCAUCCAAACCCCACCAGGUCCCUCAAAGAGGAACCCGGAGGUCGAGGAAGCUGUGUUAGAGACUGCCAGAGGUACCAGUGACAGGAGCCCCAGGAUUGGGAUGGUGUCUGCAGAGCUAAGCACGGCCGUGGCUUCCAUCAUCUGCCUCAUGAAAAGGAUGCUUCUCAUUGGGGAAGAUCCAGCUAAGGUGGAGGGAAACCUUAAAGUCCUGCUCUCCUGCGGGCUUCUUCGGCCUUUCACAGACAGCGUUGUGGAUGGGGUCAGUAAGUUUUUGCUUGCCAACAUGCCCAAGACCUCACCAGAGCCGUCCAGAUCUAAAUCAGACCUGUUUCUGCCACGUGAAGCCACGACAGGUGAUGACAACAUGGAGCUGUCCAGGGAAACAUUUUUGGAGCUUGUCUACACUUUCACAGAUAACUCAUUUAAGGACAUGUUCAAGCAACUGAUCACCAUGUUCCUUGCUCCAUCAUCCAUCAUCUCUCCUUCAGAGACAGCUGAUAGAAAAGGUUCUCAAACAUGCCCAAACGCUUACUCUAAGGCUUCCAAAGAUAUCGUUUCUAUGUUCACCAGAGUGGUGGCUCAACAUGUCACUGAAACUCUGUGCAAAGAUCCCAUCAAAAGUGGUAAAACCGAUCUGUCUUCCUCAAGUAAGGUGUCUGAUGACCCCUGUCACAGCGCUAGCUUGGCUCCAAAACAUUUACUCCCACCAAUGCCUCCAUCCAACCACGAACGCCUACGUUCGACAGUAACUAUCCUGGUGGUCAGAAUCAUCACCAAGAUCAGCCGAUCUGUUAAAUCCGCGGUCAUUCUCAACAAAAUGGCCGCCGAUUUGACCGAGCAGAUCUUGAAAAGGUGUAAGGAUGGAACACAGCUCGGGAAAAUGGAAGCCUGCCUUCGGGACAUGAACUUAACGGAGAUCGACUCAAACGUGAGGAAAGCCCUGCUGCGGGAGUUCGGCACCCGUGAAGCUCUUCAGAGAGCGAUGACAAGCGAGGAUCCCACGUUUGGGGAAACGUUGGUCGGGCUGCUGACUGCUGCACUUCUGAGCUGUAAGGAUGGCGGGAAGGAGCAGGUUCCAAACCAGCGGCUGAAGCCAGGAGAGAAAGUCUCCUAUUUCUCAAAACUCUCCCAGAAGAGAAAAAUGAGAAACAAAAUUGCGCCGAGUCUUCAGCGGGACCCAGAGUUGAUGGACAGGACAGUUCCUGCGUCAUCAAGUGUGUGCGAGGCUGACAUCAAACAGAUGGCAGCAUCGUCUGAUGGUUUUCAGUUUUCCGCUAGGCCAAAGACACAGCCCUUUUUGAGAGUGUAUUCAGUAAAGUCCCCAGACAUGUCCAGUCCUGUGGAAUCCCAUAACACCGAUUAGAACAUUUUCCAUUUUCUCUUGUUUCACCGCAUCAAUUAAAUAUGUGCAAUAAUUUAUUGAUCUUAUUGUGUCUUGUCUAAAAAUAACAAGACAAUAGUUCUUGUUACUGCAGUGAUUAUAAAUUCACAUAGAAUUUAAAGUCCCACAUAUACAUUUGCAACUUGUGUUUUGUUCAUUUAAGAAACAGAAGGAAGCUUACUUACAUAAAUUACCUAAAGAUACAUUGUCCUAU
Molecule: messenger RNA, 3845 nt
Organism: Osmerus eperlanus (European smelt)
Lineage: Eukaryota; Metazoa; Chordata; Actinopteri; Osmeriformes; Osmeridae
Product: serine-rich adhesin for platelets-like
Exons: 3
Coding region: 137-3613 (1158 amino acids)
Source: RefSeq, a predicted model, not a curated record